Penicilliopsis zonata CBS 506.65 is the source of this 3534-nucleotide messenger RNA. RefSeq lists its product as hypothetical. The transcript has 2 exons. Gene Ontology annotation, biological process: chromatin remodeling. The record is from RefSeq and is a predicted model, not a curated record. NCBI's taxonomy places the organism in Eukaryota, Fungi, Ascomycota, Eurotiomycetes, Eurotiales, Aspergillaceae. Gene Ontology annotation, cellular component: cytoplasm. Bases 1 to 3534 code for a protein of 1177 amino acids.
AUGGAGAGCUUACGGGAACAGUCUUUUAAGAAGUUAAAACCGCCCUGUGUCGAGCUGAGUGCUGUUGGCUUAAGAUUCCGAGGCCGUCAAGCUACGUCGAACGAUGUCUUUCGAUCCCUCGAACCUGUUCACCGCGUUCUGAAAGAGCUCUCCGAGUCCGGCUGUCUUGACGAGAAACUGGCUGAAUACGCAUUUUUUCCUCUGACAAGUAUCUUCAAUGAAACACAAAGGGUCUCUGCUAGGUGUCUGGAAUUAGCUGUUGAUUGUCUGACCAUACUUGUGGCCAGAGGAUGGCGACAACGCUUGUCACCUCCGAUGGGAAAGCAACUUGUCAUCCUUCUCACCCUCAUUAUCGGCGGUUCUCCGAGCGGUGAUGAACAAUCUCGGCCAGAAGAAUUGGCUAUAGCCGGGUUUAAAUGUCUUGCUACAAUUUUCAACGUCUUGGAGGGGCCUGUCGCGGAGCGGACGAUAUUUCACGAGAUUGGCACUGCAACUGUCGUCGACCAAACUGUAUACGUUUUGCUGGAAGGAAUCCUUGAUGAUAAAUCCGAUGAAUUGUGCAUCUUCGCUGCAGAUGCUCUUGAAGGGCUCUACAUGCGCAUCACUGAUCGGGUUGUGUUGGCUAGUAUUAUGCCGCGAACAAUAUCGGCUUUGACAAAAUCUCUCAAACCAACAACUCAAAUAAGACGUUCAUAUCGUCUCAUUGAGAUAUGCUUACGGGUACUUACUCGGGUUCUAAAUCUGGUUCUCAACGAUCAGGCUGCAGCCUCACCUCCAGAAAAGCUAGCGCAGCCCUCGGAUCCAACCGAAAGACCAGUGCUUGAUGAGUCUUGGUUGAAGGCGACCACUUCCCAGGUGAAGUUGGCUUUGGCCAACGUCUUUCAAACACGCCGCCACCAACGACCAGAGGUGAAGGCUGCACUUCUUGAGCUUUGCACUACAAUUAUUGAACAGUGUCCAACUACACUGCGAGACUCGCUACCAAUGACGAUCGAAACAGUAGUAGCUUUAUCCGACAUAAACGAGCACGGCACCCCUAAUGAAGCUUACUCAACCCUGAAGCACCUCACCAUUACAUAUCCAGUUGUGCUCGACUCCCUCAAAGAAUCAUUGCAUACCUGGCUUGCUUCAUUUCCAAGGACGAUGCAGGGAAAUGAUGAAACCUCCAAGCAAUGGGCCAUCAAGCAAAUCUCAACGACAUUCCAGAUACUCUCUCAGACUCAGUCUGGAUCGGAAAUUCUCACUGCUACUUUGGCUUCGGGAUUGUGUGACAGUGUCGUCGCUGCUGUUGCUUCUCCUAGGCAUUCUCUUCAACCUUUGAAUUACGAGGGGGCACAGACACUCAAAUUGGAAGUUCUCCAUCAGCAAGCGCUAUCCGAUGCAUUUCCACCCGUACUUCUUGAACACCGGAGUCAGCGAGACACACUCAAGGAUCUUGGACUGAUGAUCACCAAGCUAAAUAUGUCUGACUGCGGCGAUGAAAUUACACGUUCUAUAAUUUCUCGCGUUCAUCAUUCUGCUGAUAACACACUUCUUGGUACUUACUGGCUCGCAUUGAACUUUCUCAAAAAUAGAUCGCAGUCGAGCAGUGGGUUCGACGAUUUCAUAUGCUCGGACGUCGUUGACCUCUCACCUUUUGACCCUACUCGAGCAAAUAUGGCAGAGGAACUCUACUAUAUUUCUCUUCCCUUGUUGAAUGAAGCUCCAAAUGAAUCACAGGAUUGGCGGAUUUCAGCGCUCGCUUUGGAAGCAGUGGCAAUUCAGGCACAGCAGCUCGGUGAAGCAUUUCGUCCAGAGCUUAUGGACGCACUCUAUCCAACUAUCCAACUUCUUGCAUCUAACAAUUCCAGCUUGCAAAAACAUGCAAUGGCGUGCUUAAACGUCCUGACGAAGGCGUGCAAUUAUCCAGACACAAGCACCAUGGUAAUUGAGAAUGUGGACUAUCUUACGAACUCGGUAGCGCUCAAGCUGAAUACUUUUGAUGUGUCCCCUUACCCUCCUCAAGUUUUAUUCAUGAUGGUCAAGCUGUGUGGUGCAAAGUUAAUCCCCUACGUUGAUGACUUGGUCGAUUCCAUCUUCGGUGUGCUCGACAUGUAUCAUGGAUAUCCAAAGCUGGUGGAGACGAUGUUCAAGACUCUGGCCGCUAUAGUUGAGGAGGGUGCUAAAAGACCGGCUCUACUUUCUAUCACCAAUAAUGAUAAACUAGGUCCCAUCGAUCAUCAUAAAAAGCGAUAUCAAGGAUUGUCAGUGUCUCAGCUCGCCGAAGACCUUGCGGCGCAAAAGUCGAAGCAACUCAAGUAUGCCGAAGAGGACCUUGAAGAAGUCGACGGGAACAUCUCGCACCCGAAGCGCCCCUGGUCUUCCCAGAAGGAAGAGGAGAAAAAUCUCCCGCCCAGUUUCGAAGAAGAUUCCCUUGAAAAUCUGUUGAAGCAAGACGAUUCCGAUGAGCCAUUACCGGCACCUCGUGAACCGGACGACACCGAGAAACCACUCACCAAAGCACACAACAUCCUUCUCCAUAUUGUUAGAGCUAUCCCGUCGCAUCUCUCCUCGCCUUCUGCGUAUCUCCGCCGCUCGCUCCUCUCUAUUCUUCUGCAGGCUAUUCCUGUUCUGUCACAAAACGAAAAUAGCUUCCUCCCGUUUGUGAAUGAAGUGUGGCCAUCUGUUGCUUCCAGAAUAAACUUCCCUUCGAGUUUGCAGGGAACGGAACCACCCUCCAUGACAGCCAUGGUCAAGGAAUCGUCUACUACGCUUUCAAAACCAACUCCACAAAAGUCCGACGACAGCGGCUUCCAAGAGGAAGUCUUUGUGAUUGUAUCUGCAUGCAACACAAUAGAGGCCCUAUGCAAGGGAGCCGGUGACUUCAUGGCGACCCGCGUGGAAGCCGAAUUUCCCCGUUGGGAACGGCUGUACCGUCGAGCCUGGGAGAAAGUCAGUCAAGAUGCCGAGAAGGCGCUCGGACGACGAGCACAGCAUCAGCACCGAUCUCCUAGAAAUGGGUCUGGAGAAGAAGAAGAAGGCAUUGAUUUCCUGCCUACAUUGAAUAUUUUCUCAUCUCAGGCCAUAGCCCUUUCCGGCAGCGGCAGCGUCAGCGCCUGGUCUUCCUUCACCCCGCACCACAGUCUCUGGAAAGCCCUGACAUCCCUCUUUAUCACCCUGCUCACACACGUGCGUCUCCCCCUGUCGGCAGGCGACCAGAUUUGUGUCUUUCUGGCGGGUUGGAUCGCCCGCUUCGCCGGGUCGGAAUACUACUUCCGACAUAGUCAUGGUGGCGGUACACAUGCACACCUGCCGGAAAAGGAGGAGCUGAGCGACUCUCUCCGCGCCCAGAUCCAAGCGGUUGACGACUCAAUCCAUGCCAUGCAGGUCUGGAACGCGGAUUUGACCUGGUUUCUCUUCCAGAAGGAGAGAGCGCGGGUCCGGGAGAUCACUCAAGCACUUGUUCACAAGCAGACGGCUAGACCGGUGGCGGAGAUACACUCGGCCCCUGUUUUGGGGAUCCCUAACGUCAACUUUGCAGCGGUUGUAUUCUGA